Lobosporangium transversale is the source of this 2641-nucleotide messenger RNA. Its product is annotated as P-loop containing nucleoside triphosphate hydrolase protein. The transcript is spliced from 6 exons. Gene Ontology annotation, molecular function: RNA helicase activity; ATP binding; nucleic acid binding. The coding region runs from base 26 to 2551 and encodes 841 amino acids. NCBI's taxonomy places the organism in Eukaryota, Fungi, Mortierellomycota, Mortierellomycetes, Mortierellales, Mortierellaceae. The record is from RefSeq and is a predicted model, not a curated record.
GCUCCCCCUUCAUUUCAGUAACAACAUGUCGAGCGACUUUGUAAUGACAAUUGAUGACGACGAUGAGUCAGUCCCCUUCUUGGACGAAGAGGAACUUGACCAGGAGGAUGAAGUUGUCACAAAGAAGACUAAUAAAAAGAAAGGAGCCAAGGGUAAAAAAAACGGAAAUAACUUUAAGAAAGACACAGGCGAUCUCGAUCCAACCUUUUCAUUUGAUGCUGAUGGAGGUGGACAUAUGGGCGCACAUCAUGAUUGGGACUUUACAGCAGCUCGAGCAGCUCUCCGAGCACAGGAUGAGAUGCAACCCGGAAUGAGUCUAGAUGAUAUAAUUGCAAGGAAACGAGCACAGGUCAAAGCCAAGAAGUCUGGAAAGGUUGUAAAACCUAUUGAAGAAGAGAAGGAGGUUCAUGAAGAUGAUGAGAGUGAAUUUCAAGAGGCACCUGAUUCGGACGAAGAUGAGGAAGGAAAUGAUGACAUGGAAGGCAUUGAAUUUGGCGAAGAAGAUGAUGAUGAAGAUGAAGAAGAAGGCUUUGGUGCUGGACGCGAUGAAGAUGCAGGAUUGGAAGAUGAAGAGGCUGAAGAAGCUGAAUUCGAGGAUGAAAGCGAAGGAUCAGAAGCAGAGUCAGGGUCAGACUCAGAAUCAGAAGAGGAGGAAUCAGAAGAAGAAAGUGAUAGUGAUGACGAGAAAGAAGAAACAGAGUUUGAGAAAGAGCGCAAGAAAGCAUAUUUUGCACCAGAGUCAGAUACCCCUGUUGAAGUUGCAGAGACGUUCGCGACAAUGAAUCUCUCACGUCCAAUUUUGAAAGGAUUAGCACAAGUCGGAUUUGUCCAACCUACUCAAAUUCAAGCAAGGACCAUUCCUGUGGCAUUGAUGGGUAAAGAUAUUUGUGGUGGUGCAGUCACUGGUUCAGGAAAGACAGCUGCCUUCAUUGUCCCAGUGCUGGAACGUUUGAUGUACAGAUCCAGACAAACCCCUACUUCUCGAGUCUUGAUUCUUUGUCCAACUCGUGAGUUGGCCAUUCAAUGUCACAGCGUUGCCCAAAAGCUUGCUAGCUUUACAGAUAUAACUUUUGGACUCUGUGUUGGUGGUUUGUCUCGUAAUUCUCAGGAGAUGCAACUUCGUACCCGUCCUGACGUCUUGAUUGCUACACCUGGUCGUUUAAUCGAUCAUAUUCUUAACUCACGCUCAUUUACAUUGGAUCAUAUCGACAUUUUGAUUAUGGAUGAAGCCGAUCGUAUGUUGGAAGACGGUUUCUCAGCUGAGUUGACAGAGAUUGUCAAGGCUUGUCCACAAUCCCGCCAGACCAUGUUAUUUUCGGCCACAAUGACCGAUAAUGUGGAUGAAUUGAUUCGUAUGUCGCUCAAUCGACCAGUUCGUCUUCAGAUUGACUCCAGUAAUGCAACCGCUGCUCGAUUGACACAGGAAUUUGUCCGUAUCCGUCAACAUCGUGAGGAAGAUCGACCUGCAGUACUGUUAGCAUUAUGUUCACGUACAUUUAAGCAUCGUGUCAUCAUCUUCUUUAGAUCCAAAGCUGCAGCUCAUCAAAUGAAGAUCAUUUUUGGCCUGAUGGGCCUACGAGCCGCAGAAUUGCACGGAAACUUGACACAGGAGCAACGUUUAGCAGCACUAGAAGAAUUUAGGGAUGAGCGCGUGGACUUUUUGUUGGCAACAGAUCUAGCGUCCCGUGGUUUGGAUAUCAAAGGAAUUGAUACGGUCAUCAACUUUAAUAUGCCCCAAAAUUAUGCCAUCUAUCAACAUCGUGUGGGUCGUACAGCCCGUGCAGGAAGAAAUGGUCGUGCUGUCACACUUGCAGGAGAGAACGAUCGCAAGCUAUUAAAAAUGGCAAUCAAGAAUGCAGAUAAGAAGUUGUUGAAGCAUCGUGUGAUCCCUCAAGAUGUCAUUACGCGCUAUCGUGAGCGUGUAGAGGGCUUGACUGAGAGUGUGAAGGAGAUUAUGGCAGAGGAGAAGGAAGAUAAGGCUUUGCGGCAAGCAGAGAUGGAGAUGAGGAAAAGUGAUAACUUGUUGAAGCAUGAGAGCGAGAUCUACAGCAGGCCUGCCAAGACAUGGUUCCAGACGACAGAAGAAAAGAAACAGGCAGCAGACGCAGGCAAGGCUGCAUUAAAUGAUCCCAAGAAGCGAAAAGCAAAAGAAGAGCCUAAGCGAGACCGCUUUGCAGGCAUGUCUAGAGCCAAGAGAAGACGUCUCCAAUUGACCGAAGAGGAUCAUAAAGACAUAAAUUCACAUGUAAAAUCUAUCAAGUCAGCAAAGAAAGCACUCAAGCCUGCCAAGAUCCCCAAGUUGGCGCCAGAAAAGACGGGGCCAAAACCCCCGCAAGACCAGAAGAAGAAAAAGAAAAAGAAGGAUGUUGAUUUUAGUCGAGAUUUGGGUGAUACAUCAAAGCAAGGCGCAGUCAAAAAACUUGGAGGGUCAGGAUCCAAGUUUGGAGGCAAGGAUAGAAAAGAUGAUAAAGGAAAGAGUCGUAGCGGCAAAUUGGGCAAGUUACGCGGUAACAAGGCCUUCAAAAGUACCAAGAAAUAUAAGAGACGUUGAAAAAACAACGAUGACAACAACAACCUUAAUCACUUAUAAAAAAACAUCCAUUUAUUGCCUUCACCAUGCAUGUUCCAUAGAACUACAUCU